ACUAUUAUUAUUAUUAUUUUAUUUCGCUUGCGAUUUGCUUCUUCUCCCACCUUCUGGAAAAAUAGCAGCCAGCAGCUCACCCUUUAUCGAGCUCACUGAUUCCAUGGCGUUCGCCCACCAUUUGGUUGCAAUUCCGGCGGAAACCUCAAAGUUCGCUAAGGCUUCGGUAUAUCCAUUUUCUUCUUCUUCUUCUUCUUCUAAUGAAUCGUCUUUUCCUUCUUUAUCUUUCAGUUCUUCUUCUUUCUUCUCUAAAGCUCGAAAUCUCUCCUUCUUCCCCAAAAUCCGCAGAAUCGGGCACAAAGGUAAGUUCAAUUCUUAUGAUUUUCGUUUUUCGGAGUAUAUUACGGCGUAAAUUUAAGUUGUUUAGUCAUUUUCCUGAACAAGUUUAGAAUUUUUGGUUGGUGGUCAAUUCCAGAUUCCUGACUUCCUGCUAUUAAUUUCCAGUUCUGAUUUAGUCUGAUAGUUUUAGAUCCUUUUGAAUUCAUAGAUACUCUUCAAUUUUAUAUGAUUUUAUCUGUAUUGGAAAGUUAAAAUGGUUCUAACUGCAAAAUUACUUUUCAAGCUGCAUUUUUUUAGGGGAAUCCCCGUGCAAAGGGGUAUGUUCAAGCAAGCUACAUCGUUCUGUUAUUAUUUCUAGUCAUUUUGUCAAUUGAUAUGUUUGUUUUAUAAAUUGCUGGCUUGUGAUUCGGUUCUUUUGGGUUUGGUCUAAUUGCUAUUAGCCAAGGUUAAGCCUCAAGAAAAUGAAAUCAGUGUAGCUGCUGAUGCAUUUACUCAUUUCAAGCACCUGCUUCUGCCAAUCACUGACCGGAACCCUUAUCUAUCUGAGGGGACAAGACAGUUUUUUUUUUUUUUUGCCCCAAAAGAAAUUUCAUUCCUUUUUCCUGUACAUGAACAAACAAUGAUCAUUUGUACAAGAAAUCAUCAUGUUAUAUUUCCUGUUAGUUACACUUUGAUAUAAUUUUCAAGUAUAAAUUUCAGUUUUCUUGUUAUGAAACAUUGUAGAGCAGAGUCUUGCAAGAUGCAGAUAGUGCAAAAGGGUAGCUUUGUUAGCCUCUAGCAGUCUUUGCUUCUAUUAGACACAAGAUUUGGAUUCUAUAUGUGCUGCUUUUUGCAUUUCAUUCACUAUUUGGUUAAAAAUUUUGGGGCAGGCUGCCACAACUACGGCUGCUUUGGCAAAGAAGUAUGGGGCUGAUAUUACUGUUGUAGUUAUUGAUGAAAAGCUCAAAGAAUCUUUGCCAGAGCAUGAAACUCAGCUGUCUAGCAUUCGCUGGCAUCUCUCUGAAGGUGGAUUCCAAGAAUUCAAGUUGUUAGAGCGACUUGGGGAAGGAAGCAAGCCUUCAGCUAUCAUUGGAGAAGUUGCUGAUGAUCUGAAUUUAGACUUAGUUGUCAUGAGUAUGGAAGCCAUCCAUUCCAAGCAUGUAGAUGCAAAUUUGCUGGCUGAGUUUAUCCCCUGUCCUGUCUUGCUUUUACCCUUAUAAAAUGUAUAGCAUUUCAUGAAUCAAGUAGUAACCGUGUUGAACUGAACUGUUCCGCAAAUACCAGUUUUCUUAUAAUAAUAGGCUUUUGUGAUAUUCACCU
Molecule: messenger RNA, 1578 nt
Organism: Rubroshorea leprosula
Lineage: Eukaryota; Viridiplantae; Streptophyta; Magnoliopsida; Malvales; Dipterocarpaceae
Source: the annotation of a GenBank genome assembly